AUGAGUGUGAAACCAGUUGUGUUGAGAUUGGGUAAAGUGGCAUAUGCCAACGAAGCUUGGAAGAAUCUGGCCAAGAUUGCUAAUGUGGUCACCAUUCCAGAGAGUACGACUCGUGAACAAUUCUUGGAGGCGUUGAAAGACCCUCAAAAUGAGGUCUCCAAGACACAAAUCAUCACUAGGACUUUUGCCAGUGUCAAGCAGACUGGCAGGUUCGACGAAGAGAUCGCCAAGAGUUUGCCCAGCUCUGUGGUCGCGGUUUGCCAUCUGGGCGCCGGUUAUGAUCAAAUCGAUACCAAAUUCUUUAGUGAGAGAAAGAUCCAAGUGACCAAUGUUCCGGAACUCGUCAACAACGCCACUGCUGACACCCACGUUUACCUUCUGUUGGGUGCGCUCAGGAACUUUGAGUACGGGAACCGCACGUUGCUGGCAGGGAAAUGGCCAUCAGCCGGCGCUGCAGGCGGUGCUCCUGUUGGAAAUGAUCCUGAAGGUAAAGUUGUCGGUGUCUUGGGCUUGGGCGGCAUUGGCCGUACGGUUGUAGAGAGACUAAAACCAUUUGGAUUCGCGAAAUUCAUCUACCACAAUAGGAGAAGACUGUCUCCAGAGCUCGAGAAUGGUUGUGAGUACGUUUCAUUUGAUGAGUUACUAGCGCAGUCUGAUAUCAUAUCUGUCAAUAUUCCAUUAAAUGGUAACACUAGACACAUUUUGAACCGUACUGCGUUCGAGAAAAUGAAAGAUGGCGUCGUUAUCGUGAAUACAGCUCGUGGUGCUGUCAUCGAUGAGUCGGCGCUAAUCGAAGCUUUGAAAUCUGGUAAAGUCAGAUCUGCAGGUCUGGAUGUGUUCGAAGACGAACCACAUGUUCCACAGGAACUGCUGGACAUGCCACAAGUCCUCGGACUCCCACAUAUGGGAACAAACACGUUCGAAACCAUUAAGCACAUGGAGGAGUUUAUUGUUGAAAACGUUGAGGCAUUAAUCAAAUCCGGCAAAGGGUUGACUAUUGUCCCAGAGUUGCAAGGUGAGCCCUGGAUCGAGCAAGCCAAGCCUCUGGUUUAA
Molecule: messenger RNA, 1053 nt
Organism: Torulaspora globosa
Lineage: Eukaryota; Fungi; Ascomycota; Saccharomycetes; Saccharomycetales; Saccharomycetaceae
Gene: GOR1
Product: glyoxylate reductase
Exons: 1
Coding region: 1-1053 (350 amino acids)
Cellular component (GO): cytosol
Molecular function (GO): NAD binding; glyoxylate reductase (NADPH) activity; hydroxypyruvate reductase [NAD(P)H] activity
Source: RefSeq, a predicted model, not a curated record